AUGUCUCAGCCAGAACCUCAUUCUCCGCAGCGCAGAACGGUCCUGCAGCCCGGGCUUCCUCUGCACCAGAGGUGCUUCGGGGGAGGGGAGGCGCUGGGGAGGGGGCUGCCGCGCCGCCUGCCCGGGAUUGGUCCCGCCGAGGGGGCGCGUGGGGGGGCUGCUCGGCGGAAGCGGAAGCGGUGCGCGCCCCGCGUCUCUCCGCAGCUACCUGGGCACCCAGCGAGUGCACCCCCGCGCGGCGAGCAAGGCGUUCCACAAGUGCACCCCCGGGUGCAGUCACCCGGGGCCCCCGCGCGCACCCGCGGAUCCUUCGACCGUCCCGCGCGCGCUCCCUCGCGCCGACCUGGGCCCUCGACCAGUGCACCCCGCGGCCACCUGGGAGCCCCGCGGACCGGCGCACCCCGCCGGGACCUCAGCCCGCAGCCCGGCCCACCCCUCCAGCCCCGGGUCUCUGCGCCCUCCCCGGAGCGGAGCGGGGAGCCGCCGAGGCGCGAGUAUGGAGCCUGCCCGCGGUUACCUCCGGCGGCCCCCGGGCAGGUGCAGAGGCCGCAGCAGCCGGGCGCGCCCUCCCCGCGCCGCCGCAUGCCGCCCGCGCCGCCCCCCGCGAGCGGGUCGGUGGGUUCGCGGUGGUCCGGUGGUCGGCGCCUGCCCAAGGAUGCGAGGCGUAGGAGGGAAGCGCGCGCCCAGGCUCCAGCCCCGCGAUCUCGCCAUGCUUGGCACGAAGCCACCCAGUGCAUUCUACACCCCGGCGCCCUGCAGAAGCCAGUCAUGCGUGUCCCCGGGCCCAGCGCCAUUUCCCAGGGAGGCGCGAACCCUGUGUGCGCCCGGACCCUGACGGGUGUCUUCCCACCGAGGGGCUGACCUUACAGAUGGAGUGUUUGAGGAGCAGGUGGGCCUCGUUCAAUCAGUUGAAGAGGAAAAGACUGAUGUCCUCGAGGCAGAGGGAAUUCUGCCUCCGGAAGGGCCAGAUUCAGCUCUUCCCGGUUCCCACCCUGUGGCUGCGCUGGACACCUCAGACUUACGGCCUCCACGAUCCCCUGACCGUCUCUCCCUCCUUCCUUCCCCCUCUCACUGAGUCUGUAUCAAACUUUUACUCUCUGUUUAUGUUAUAGCACACUUGGGGCUA
This is a messenger RNA of Bubalus bubalis (water buffalo), 1126 nucleotides long. RefSeq names its product proline-rich protein 2-like. Lineage: Eukaryota; Metazoa; Chordata; Mammalia; Artiodactyla; Bovidae. The transcript is spliced from 2 exons. The record is from RefSeq and is a predicted model, not a curated record. The coding region runs from base 1 to 861 and encodes 286 amino acids.